AUGUCGCAUAAGGGACUAGACUACGAGACACUGAAUGAAAACGUGAAGAAGGUUCAAUAUGCUGUUAGGGGCGAGUUGUAUCUUCGUGCUUCUGAGCUUCAGAAGGAAGGGAAAAAGAUUAUUUUCACAAACGUGGGCAACCCUCAUGCUCUAGGACAGAAACCACUGACUUUUCCUCGCCAGGUGGUUGCUCUUUGCCAAGCUCCAUUUCUAUUAGAUGAUCCUAAUGUAGGACUCGUAUUCCCAGCAGAUGCAAUUGCAAGAGCUAAACACUACCUUUCAUUGACUUCGGGUGGUCUAGGUGCUUAUAGUGACUCUCGAGGUCUUCCUGGAAUAAGGAAGGAAGUGGCAGAGUUCAUUGGGAGGCGUGAUGGGUAUCCAAGUGAUCCAGAGCUCAUAUUUCUCACGGAUGGUGCCAGCAAAGGAGUAAUGCAGAUUUUGAAUACAAUUAUCCGUGGUGAAAGGGAUGGGAUUUUGGUUCCUGUCCCACAAUAUCCGCUUUACUCAGCUGCAAUAUCUCUCUUUGGUGGUUCUCUUGUUCCAUAUUAUCUGGAAGAGACAGCAAACUGGGGUCUUGAUGUAAAUAACCUUCACUCGUCAGUUGCAGCAGCUCGCUCCAAAGGAAUAACUGUCCGAGCAAUGGUGAUUAUAAACCCUGGAAAUCCUACUGGUCAGUGUCUUAGUGAAGCCAAUUUAAAAGAAAUAUUGCACUUCUGUUACCAAGAAAACUUAGUCUUGCUUGGAGAUGAAGUUUACCAACAGAAUAUUUACCAGGAUGAGCGCCCUUUUAUCAGUGCUAGAAAGGUUUUGAUGGACAUGGGCCCACCCAUAAGCAAGGAGCUCCAGCUUGUUUCUUUCCACACAGUCUCUAAAGGAUAUUGGGGUGAAUGUGGACAGCGUGGUGGAUACUUUGAGAUGACCAACAUUCCUCCACAGACUGUUGAUGAGAUUUAUAAGGUUGCAUCAAUAUCACUCAGUCCAAAUGUCCCUGGGCAGAUAUUUUUAGGUGUCAUGGUCAAUCCUCCCACACCUGGAGAUAUUUCAUAUCUGCAAUUUAUGAGAGAGAGCAAAGGUAUCCUUGAGUCACUGAAGAGAAGGGCACAGAUAAUGACUGAUGGAUUCAACAGUUGCAGAAAUGUAGUUUGUAAUUUCACAGAAGGGGCCAUGUACUCAUUCCCUCAAAUUCGAUUGCCACCAAAAGCUAUUGAGGCUGCCAAAAAGGCUGGUAAAGUGGCUGAUGUUUUCUACUGCCUCAAGCUCUUGGAAGCCACUGGAAUUUCCACUGUCCCUGGUUCAGGAUUUGGACAGAAAGAAGGGGUCUUCCACUUAAGGACAACCAUCUUGCCAGCUGAGGAAGACAUGCCUGCAAUUAUGGAAAGUUUCAAGAAGUUCAAUGAUGAGUUCAUGGAACAAUAUGAAGACCAUAGAGGCUAUUCAAGGAUGUAA
Messenger RNA from Vitis vinifera (wine grape), 1446 nucleotides. RefSeq names its product AlaT1. The record is from RefSeq and is marked provisional. Gene Ontology annotation, molecular function: pyridoxal phosphate binding; L-alanine:2-oxoglutarate transaminase activity; glycine:2-oxoglutarate transaminase activity. Gene Ontology annotation, biological process: biosynthetic process; photorespiration. NCBI's taxonomy places the organism in Eukaryota, Viridiplantae, Streptophyta, Magnoliopsida, Vitales, Vitaceae.